UCUGUCUAUUAAUCUGUGAUUGCGUAUAGUCGGGUAAAAAAAGAGGAAAAGGAUAUAUAUAAGGAGAAAGACAUACAGAAAAAGAAAAAAAUACGAAAAACAAAGAAAGUGCAACUGAAGACCUAUCUAUAGACAUAUAUUUGUUAAAUGAUAAUUUUUACAAAUUAAUUAAUAGAUCGAUUUAUGUGAUUUCAAUGAAGGAUUUAUGUUCGAUAUAAAAUGUCUGUCAACAUAUUGAUAGCAUAGUAUGUAAUUCAUAUUACAAAUCACAUGCAAUAUCUGAAAUAUUUCGCAUUAUGGCAGAGACAAUUAAUAGUGAUAGUAAUGCAUCGAACAUUGAUAACAACAUGACGAAAAAUGUGCUCGAUGAUGUGCUUAUUAAUAAUUUAAAGGAGAUAGUGUCUAUGAAAACAGAAGACAGUAUUUUGCAAGAGGUAUCGGAACAUAUUAAACUUGCUACAAGAUCAAACAAUCAGCAUGCGGAUGGAAUACAAAAUAAUAUAGAACUAAGUGACAAAGAAGAUGGGGAAAUUGAUGACAAGGAUGAGGAGGAUCACAAAGCAAAAUUGCAAAAGCAAGUUGAAACUGGAGAGAUUACUCCAUUCGAAGCAGUAUCUAAACAAUCAAUUUUACAGCAGAAAGAAAGUUCUAGAAAUACCAAUAAGAACUCUCAAUUGUUAGACCUCGAAAAAUACUUCAAGCAGCAAGCUACUCUUGCGGAGCGAAAAAGAAAAUUAAAGAAAGUAUCCAAGACUCCUUGUGACAAAGAUCAUUCAGUGUCAGCUAAGAAAGCAAAAUUAUCUGAUACUGAUGCAAGGACAAAUAAAAAAUAUCAAAAAUCUAAAUCUGAUGAAAAUAACAAAGAUAAUGCAUUACAAAUUAUAGACGAGCCAGCUUGUACAAGCAUAACAAAUAAAACUGUAGACAAUAAUUCUGGAAGCGAAUAUAUUCCUAGUGAUGACGAUUCAGAUGUAGAAGAUAAAGCAUCAUAUAUAUCUAAAAAGAGAAAAACUAAAUCAGGAUAUGUACGCACAAAGAGAACUCGAGACGACGGAGACAAUAAAAUAUUUAAACAAAGGAUGGAAACAAAAAGCUAUCCCAAAGAUGAAGCAAUGCACAAAAUUGAUAAUAUCUUUAAAGUACCACAAUGUAUUUGGGAAAAAUUGUACAGAUACCAAAAGGUUGCGGUUAAAUGGCUCUGGGAAUUACAUGGUCGUAAAUUGGGUGGUUUAAUAGGUGAUGAGAUGGGAUUAGGAAAAACUGUCGAAGUUAUUGCAUUUCUUGCCGGUUUGGAUUGUAGUGAAUUACUCUCUCACAAUGGAAGGUAUAGAGGAUUAGGACCGACUAUAGUUGUAUGUCCUGCUACUUUAAUGGAACAGUGGGUGAAACAUUUUCACGAUUGGUGGCCUCUCUUUAGAGUCGUUGUGCUUCAUCAUUCUGGAGGUUACAAUGGUGAUCCAGAAAGUCUGAUAGAAUCCUUGCAAACUGGCGGAAUACUCGUUACUUCUUACAAUGGGGUUCUCAAACACAAAGAUUUGCUCGUAUCCAGUCAGUGGCAUUAUGUUAUUCUCGAUGAAGGCCACAAGAUUCGUAAUCCACAAGCAAAGGUGAGCCGUGCAGUAAAACGAUUCUCGACACCGCAUCGAUUGCUAUUGAGUGGUAGCCCAAUGCAAAAUUCCCUGAAGGAGCUGUGGUCCUUGUUCGAUUUUAUUUUACCUGGGAAAUUGGGCACUCUGCCUGUAUUCUUGGAACAUUGCGCAGUUCCUAUAACACGUGGUGGUUACGCGAACGCUACACCAUUACAGGAAGCCACGGCUGUCCACGUAGCCACUAUGUUGAAAGACGCCAUCACGCCAUACAUGCUACGAAGAACAAAGAACGACGUAAAGCAUCAUCUCACUUUGCCAGAAAAAAAUGAGCAGGUGUUAUUCUGUAGCUUAACGGAUGAGCAGAAAAAAUUAUAUAAAAAGUAUCUAUGUUCGGAAAAUGUAUCCUUUAUCUUGCAUGAGAAAAAUAAUCAUGAAAGUGGAAAAUAUAGAGCAAGAUUUCUCGUCGCAUUGUCAGAGUUGAGAAAGAUAUGCAAUCAUCCAGACUUGUUUUUGUAUACCAGGGAACUCGAUUCGGAUGACGAUAUCACUUUAUCAGAAGAACAAUUAAAGAAAUUUGGUUACUGGAAACGUGCUGGAAAAAUGAAUGUGGUUCGAUCUCUCUUGAAAAUUUGGCAUAGACAACAACAUAGGGUGUUACUUUUCACUCAGGGAAAACAGAUGAUGCAGAUUUUGGAGUGUCUGUUGCAACGCGAGGGAUAUACCUAUUUGAAAAUGGAUGGGACAACAGCGAUGUCUCAACGACAACAAACGAUUGACACAUUUAAUAAUGAUUCGUCGUAUUUCGUGUUUCUUCUGACCACGCGCGUAGGAGGCCUAGGAGUAAAUUUGACUGGCGCGGAUCGAGUAAUCAUUUAUGAUCCAGAUUGGAAUCCGGCUACGGAUGCUCAAGCGAGGGAACGCGCGUGGAGAAUAGGCCAGAAUAAACAAGUUACUGUUUACAGACUAAUUACUGCUGGUACGAUUGAGGAAAAGAUGUACCACAGACAGAUCUUUAAAUUAUUACUUUCUAACAAAGUUCUUGAUGAGCCACGCCAGCGCAGAUUGUUUAAAACGACAGAUUUGGUAGAAUUAUUUAAUCUAAACGAGCCAAUAGAUGGCAAAUCUUCUGAAUCUGACAAUUUAUUUAGAGAAUCCAAAUUAACGCCUAAAUCUGGCGGUUUUUCACUUAGUAAGAUCGAAGAGAUGAAAAAAUUAGCUUCGGCUAUUAGCAAGAAAAUAAGCGCGAGCAUAAAAUCAACGUGUGACAAAAAUAAAAAUACAAAUGAUAGCACUUGCGAAGAAAAACAACACGAUGAACAAAAUAAUAAUUCGAAACACACCGAGACUCUUGCUACGAAAAACGAUUCGUCUGUGGACCAAACCUCUUGCGAUUCAAUUAGCAUCUCAAAAUCUCCAGCCAGAUAUAAUGAAGAUUCAAAUUUGGCUUCAAAUGCGGAUAUUGAAAGCAUUAGCAAUGUAGAGAAUAAAAAUAUAUUUAUAGAGAAUAAUCAGCAAACUAUACUUACAAUAAAGUCUAUCAAUGAUAAUUCCAUGGAAAAGAAAAAUGAAUCAGUUUUAAAUGACGAUAAAAUUACCGCACAUAAUAUAUCGUCUGUUCGUAAACAUAAGAAACAUAAAAAAAAUUCACAUUCGAGCAAGAAAAAUAUUUCUGCAAUAUUCGAAGGAGAACGUGUUUCUUGUUUAAUAGGUCGUCGCCUAGGGCAUUCAAAUGAAAAAAAAGAGCCAAUUUCAACCACGGACGAUGAUUAUGUGUUGAGAAAAUUAUUCACCAAAUCAACUGUCAGUUCUGCCUUUCAACACGAAACAGUAUUAUCGAAUGCAUAUCGUAACAGCGAUAGUGAGAAUAUGCUACAACGCUUUGCACGUGAAGAAGCACAAAAAAGCAUGAAUGUCAUCCGUGAAUCAGGGCAAUUUUGUUGGAGGCCAGCAUAGAAUAGACAAAAAAUUGUAAUGCCAACUCUGUGUAUUUAUUUUCUCGCUUUUUUCUAUGCACUUGAUUUUGUACGUAUAUGAAUUUUUAUAUUUCUUACAAAAAAAAGGCUGCGAAGAAACUGUAAAUAUAUGAUGACUUAUAAUAAGAUUUAUAAUUUUUUUUCACAA
Molecule: messenger RNA, 3710 nt
Organism: Nylanderia fulva
Lineage: Eukaryota; Metazoa; Arthropoda; Insecta; Hymenoptera; Formicidae
Source: RefSeq, a predicted model, not a curated record